Molecule: messenger RNA, 1715 nt
Organism: Emiliania huxleyi CCMP1516
Lineage: Eukaryota; Haptophyta; Isochrysidales; Noelaerhabdaceae
Exons: 14
Coding region: 189-1649 (486 amino acids)
Molecular function (GO): oxidoreductase activity; calcium ion binding
Source: RefSeq, a predicted model, not a curated record
GCGCUUUCCUCUUCUUCCUGCCGUGGAACGGCGCGACUGUCGUCGGCACCACCGACAAGAAGUACUUGCUCAACGAGGUUGGGCGCUACCUCUCGCCCGAGCUGCAGGACGCGUCGCUAUUGGCGGCUGGCAUAACGCCACCCUGGAUCUGCUUCAUCACGGGCGGCAAGUGGACCACCUACCGCGAGAUGGCAGAGGACACCGUCAACCGCGUCAUCAAGGAGAAGGGCUUCAAAGACGUCGGUCCGUGCGUCACGCGCCACCUCCCGCUCAUCGGCUCGGAGAACUUCAAACCGGGCUACCGUGGGCUGCGCUCGAAGACCAAGGAGCCUCUGCACCGUCGAGACGUGGCCGAGCACCUCGUCCGCGCCUACGGCUGGCGCGCACUCGACAUAUCGUGUGGUGUGUUUGCUGCAGGCUACCCCUUCAUCGAGGAGGAGGUGGAGUACUGCUGUGGCGAGUACUGCCGUAGCGUCAAGGACAUGCUCUCGCUGCGGAUGCGGCUCGCGUACAUCAACUCGGAGGCGGCCAAGGAGGCUGCCACCGCGUACAUGAAUGAGUUUGGCGGGCCGGUCCCCGACAAGUCGGGUGCCAAGCUCCGCUCGGCCACCUUGUCUUCAGGCGCUCUCGGUGUAGCUGAGCUUGACGCCGACGGCUCCGGCUACCUCGACAUGCGCGAGGUCGGUCAGGCCGCCUCUCGGCUCGGCUUCCCCUUCGCGAACUCCAAGGAACCGUCGGAGCUGACCGCGUCUUUCGAGCUGAUGGACAGCACGAAGUCGGGCCGCAUCACGGAGCCCGAGUUCGUCGAGUGGUGGAACGGCAAGGGCGACAGCUUCCACAAGCAGUUGCACGACAGCCUCAAGGCGCCCUUGCACGCGCCGUGGCCCCGAGAGCGAACGUACGAGCUGGUCCUGGCAGCCCUUCGUGCCGGCUUUCGUGGCAUCGACACGGCGUGUCAGCCCAAGCACUAUGAUGAGGCGGCCGUUGGUGCAGCGCUAGAGACCUCCGGCCUGCGGCGAGCUGAUCUGUACGUGCAGACCAAGUACACGCCACUGGCGGGCCAGGAUCCCGAUCGUCUGCCGUACGAUGCUGCAGCAGAGGUGGAGGAGCAGGUGAAGCAGUCGGUCGCCGCGUCGCUGCGCAACCUGCGAACCGACUACCUCGACUGCCUCCUGCUCCACUCGCCGCUGCCGUCGCACGAGCAGACACUGCGCGCCUGGCGGCAGAUGGAGGCGCACGUGGCGGCGGGCGAGGCGCGGGCUCUCGGUCUCUCGAACCAGUACGACGCGGCCGCCCUGGAGCGGCUCUGCGAGGAGGCCUCCGUCAAGCCGUCCGUCGUGCAGAACCGGUUCGUGGAGGAGCACGGCCGGCACGACGUCGCCGUGCGCGCCGUCUGCGAGCGGCACGGCGUGCGGUACCAGGCCUUCUGGGCCCUGACGGGCAACCGGCGCAUCUUGCAGGGGCGCGCCGUGCGCGAGGUGGCGAAGGCGCACGGCGCGUCGGCCGAGCAGGUGUGGCUGAGCUUUGUGCAGGCGCUCGGUAUCACCCCGCUGAGCGGCACGACGGAUCCGAACCACAUGGCGCAGGACCUCGCGCUGCCUGCGCUGAGCGCGGCAGAAGUCGAGCGGCUGCAGCAUCUCAUCGGCUGAUCGUGACAUGUGCGUUCGAGGCUUGUGCGGAGGGUUAGAGUAUGUAAGGUUCCGAAAGCCGAUCCA